CUCAUGCCCCCUGUGUGGACUAACAGUUUGGUGGUGAGACGACACGAAGCUCAGACACCGUCCUCAAGAGCCAGCUCCUGUUAAUAUUCACAAGAAGAAGAAGGUAGUCCCACCGCUGCACCAAGCCUGCUCAUGUCUGCACCAUCACCUGCUAUUUGGCCACUGAGUUGAAGGAAGACUUGUCUCACCAGGGGACAGAUAAGGAGCCUCUGCUUUAUCAGAAACAGCACUUCCAGACCACUAUCCUACAGCAGUGACCUUUUCACCUGUAGCACACCCUCUUUCCGCCCUUUCUCUCCUCCUUCUCCAGUCUUUGUGUCUCAGGUGUGUGUUCGGCCUGUGAGCAGUGAUGGGGGACUGGAGUCUCCUGGGGAAUUUCCUAGAGGAGGUCCAGGAACACUCCACCUCGGUCGGAAAGGUCUGGCUCACCGUCCUCUUCAUCUUCCGUAUCCUGGUGCUGGGCACGGCAGCCGAGUCCUCCUGGGGCGAUGAGCAGAGCGAUUUCCUGUGUGACACUCAGCAGCCCGGUUGCACCAAUGUGUGUUAUGACAGUGCCUUCCCCAUCGCCCACAUCCGCUACUGGGUGCUACAGAUUGUUUUUGUCUCCACACCAUCCCUCAUCUACAUGGGCCACGCCAUGCACACGGUGCGCAGGGAGGAAAAGCAGCGGAGGAGGGAGCAGGAAGAGAAAGAGGCGAGAGGGGAAGGCGAAGGAGACCUGGAGGGGGAGAAGGAGUACCUCCAGCAGAAGGAGAGCGGAAAAGUGAUGACAUCUGAUGGGACUGGACAUGUUCGCCUGAGAGGAGCGCUGCUGCAGACUUACAUGCUGAGCAUCAUGAUCCGUACAGUGAUGGAGGUGACAUUUGUUGUGGUGCAGUACCUGAUCUAUGGGGUGUUCCUCAAGGCUUUGUACCUGUGCAAGUCAUGGCCCUGCCCCAACCCCGUCAACUGCUACAUGUCCCGACCCACAGAGAAGAACGUCUUCAUUGUCUUCAUGCUGGUGGUGGCCGGUGUGUCUCUGCUGCUCUCCGUGUUGGAGCUUUACCACCUUGGCUGGAAGAGCGCAAGGAGGUGUGUACGCGAAAGGGCAUUACAGAGGAGCAACCAGAGAGCUGUGACGGUGGCCGUGUCCACAGCCUUGGAGCCCAACAGCCCACCCCGGCCCUCGGCCUCCUGCACCCCACCCCCUGACUUCAGCCAGUGCCUGGCAGCCCCAAGCUCCUUGAACGCCAUGACCUCUAUGGCGUCUCACCCCUUCAACAACAGGAUGGCGCUGCAGCAGAACUCAGUCAACUUGGCCACCGAGCGGCAUCAUAGCUGCGACAACAUGGAGGACGAGGAAGACUUCCUGAGGAUAAGAUAUGACCAAGCCCCCACAGAGCUGCCCAACAGCUGCUCCCCAUCGCCGCUGAUGCACUCCGGCUACAUGAAGGACAAACGCCGCCUGAGCAAGACCAGUGGGAGCAGCAGCCGGGCUCGCCAAGAUGACCUGGCAGUAUAGACUCACAACCAGGAAGAGUGGCUGAUCGGGUGGGAGAGGAGGGGCUCGACCUUCAGAGCCAAAGAGAAGGGACGGAAAGAUCAGUUUAGGAAGACACAGACAAGAGGAGUCUGAGUGAAGGGGUCACAACGUGAGCACAGGCUACUUAUGCAAACUCUGACACUGAAGCCUGACACUUGACUAUAGAGGAUGGACUGGACUUUAAAGAGUGACACUAAGAUCCGUGAGUGGACUGUGUAAACUUGACAUGUGUGAACUCUGUGAGCAGAUAGUGUUUGUAAACCAAUCUGUCACAGAGCUCAGAAAACUGACAACCAAACUGCAAAAGAAAAAUAAUUUUGAAUUGAGAACAGGGUAACAGGUGUGAGACCUGACUAUUGCACAUUUUCUGUUUGAAAAAGUUAAAGCCAAAAACUAAAACAGAUAAAGAGACUAGUAAGUGAAAAUGACACGAUAUUGGUGUGAGAAUCCUUUCAUUAUAAUCCAUAAUAUGACACACAUCUCAACUAUACAAUUAAGAUUAGGUAACUUUAAUAGCCCAACCAACUGUUUCUUUUUUUUGCGGCAAAAAAUAAAAUA
This is a messenger RNA of Morone saxatilis (striped sea-bass), 2080 nucleotides long. It is a transcript of the gene gja5a, whose product is annotated as gap junction protein, alpha 5a. The record is from RefSeq and is a predicted model, not a curated record. Gene Ontology annotation, cellular component: connexin complex. Gene Ontology annotation, biological process: cell communication. Lineage: Eukaryota; Metazoa; Chordata; Actinopteri; Moronidae. Bases 350 to 1501 code for a protein of 383 amino acids. The transcript is spliced from 2 exons.